Camelina sativa (false flax) is the source of this 3077-nucleotide messenger RNA. NCBI's taxonomy places the organism in Eukaryota, Viridiplantae, Streptophyta, Magnoliopsida, Brassicales, Brassicaceae. The record is from RefSeq and is a predicted model, not a curated record.
AGGGACUGAAAUCUGGAGGAUCGAGAAUUUCGAGGCUGUUCCAGUACCAAAGUCUGACCAUGGAAAGUUCUAUAUGGGAGAUACUUACAUUGUCUUGCAGACAACACAAAAUAAAGGUGGUGCUUAUUUGUUUGAUAUACAUUUUUGGAUUGGUAAAGAUACAAGUCAGGAUGAAGCUGGAACUGCAGCUGUUAAAACAGUUGAACUCGAUGCUGUUCUUGGAGGCCGUGCUGUCCAACACCGGGAAAUUCAAGGCCAUGAAUCUGACAAAUUCUUGUCUUACUUCAAGCCAUGUAUUAUUCCGUUAGAGGGUGGUGUUGCCUCUGGAUUCAAAACACCUGAAGAAGAGGUGUUUGAGACCAGGUUAUAUACCUGCAAAGGAAAACGUGCAAUCCGUUUGAAGCAGGUUCCUUUUGCCCGCUCAUCGCUGAAUCAUGAUGAUGUAUUUAUCUUGGACACCGAAGAAAAGAUCUAUCAGUUCAAUGGUGCAAAUUCAAACAUUCAGGAGAGAGCCAAAGCUUUGGAAGUCGUCCAGUAUUUGAAAGACAAGUAUCACGAAGGAACUUGCGAUGUUGCGAUUGUUGAUGAUGGAAAAUUAGAUACAGAAUCAGAUUCUGGUGCAUUUUGGGUCCUCUUUGGUGGUUUUGCUCCAAUCGGAAGGAAAGUUGCCAAUGAUGAUGACAUUACUCCAGAGUCAACUCCCCCUAAGCUUUAUUGCAUCACUGAUGGUAAGGUGGAACCUAUAGACGGUGAUCUAUCCAAAUCUAUGCUGGAAAACACUAAAUGCUACCUCUUGGACUGUGGUUCUGAGGUAUUUAUCUGGGUUGGCCGAGUAACCCAAGUGGAUGAGAGGAAAGUUGCUAGUCAAUCUGCUGAGGAUUUCCUUGCUAGUGAAAAUAGGCCAAAGGCAACGCGUGUUACCCGUGUUAUUCAAGGUUAUGAGUCCCAUUCUUUCAAGUCUAACUUUGACUCUUGGCCAUCAGGCUCGGCCACUCCUGGUAACGAGGAAGGACGAGGAAAAGUUGCCGCUUUACUGAAGCAACAAGGUGUUGGGCUUAAGGGCAUUGCGAAAAGUGCACCAGUGAUUGAGGAUAUUCCACCUCUGCUUGAAGGUGGUGGAAAGUUGGAGGUUUGGUACGUUAAUGGUAAUGCCAAGACUCCAUUACCUAAAGAAGAUGUUGGCAAGCUGUACUCUGGGGACUGCUAUUUGGUCCUUUAUACUUAUCAUGCUGGUGAUAGAAAAGACAACUAUUUCUUGUGCUGCUGGUUCGGAAAGAAAAGCAAUCAGGAGGACCAAGAUACGGCAAUUCUACUAGCGAAUACAAUGUCAAACUCCUUAAAAGGAAGACCUGUGCAGGGCCGUAUAUACGAAGGUAAAGAGCCUCCACAAUUUGUUGCCCUUUUUCAACCUAUGGUGGUCCUAAAGGGUGGUUUGAGCUCUGGGUACAUAAACAGUGUGGGAGAAACAGGGUCAACAGACGAAACCUACACGCCAGAAUCAAUUGCACUUAUUCAAGUAUCUGGAACUGGAGUUCACAAUAAUAAGGCUGUGCAAGUUGAAUCGGUGGCAACAUCUUUAAACUCUUAUGAAUGCUUCCUUCUGCAAUCUGGUACUUCCAUGUUCCUCUGGCACGGAAAUCAAAGUGCGCAUGAACAGCUGGAUUUGGCUGCUAAAGUUGCUCACUUAUUCUCAUUUUCGUAUAACAGAGAAAAGUUUCAGGUUGAGGAGAUUUACAACUUCGCUCAAGAUGACCUCUUGACUGAGGAUAUAUAUUUACUAGACACCCAUGCUGAAGUUUUUGUCUGGGUUGGUCACUGUGUUGAGACCAAGGAAAAGCAAACUGUAUUUGAGAUUGGCCAAAAAUACAUAGAUCUUGCUGGAUCCUUAGAAGGCUUGUCUCCUAAAGUUCCACUCUACAAAAUCAAUGAAGGGAACGAACCAUGCUUCUUCACCACUUACUUUUCUUGGGAUCCCACUAAAGCUAUCGUACAAGGAAACUCAUUCCAGAAAAAGGCAGCGUUGUUAUUUGGCACUCACCACGUUGUGGAGGAUAAGUCUAAUGGUGGGAGCCAAGGACCAAGGCAAAGGGCUGAAGCACUAGCUGCCUUAAAUUCUGCUUUUAAUUCUUCUAGUAACAGGCCUACCUAUUCGAGCCAGGACAGAUCAAACGAAAGUCACGACGGCCCAAGACAGAGAGCUGAAGCUUUAGCCGCCUUGUCAUCUGCAUUCAAUUCUUCUUCAUCAUCAACUAAAUCGGCUCCACCACCAAGGCCAGUGGGGACAAGUCAGGCUUCACAGAGAGCAGCAGCAGUGGCUGCUCUCUCUCAGGUACUUGUUGCGGAGAAUAAGAAAUCACCUGAUACCUCUCCUACAAGAAGAUCCACCAGCUCCAACCCAGCAGAUGACACCCCUUUGGCGGAAGAAAAAGAUGAAGCAGAGGCUUUAGAAGGAGCUGGGGAUGAGGCCACGGAAGAAGAGGAAGUUUCACCCGCAGCAGAUGAACCAGAAGCAAAGCAGGAAACAGAAGAGCAAGGAGAUUCUGAAAUAGAUACAAGUGGAGCAACUUUCACUUAUGAACAGCUGAGAGCUAAAUCUGAGAACCCAGUGACUGGAAUCGAUUUCAAACGUAGAGAGGCUUAUCUAUCUGAGGAAGAGUUCCAAAGUGUGUUUGGGAUGGAGAAAGAAGCAUUCAACAACUUACCACGUUGGAAGCAAGAUCUGCUUAAGAAGAAAUUCGACUUAUUCUAGCGAGUGUUCAUGGCUUUAUGUGGAUCAGUCAAAUUUGUUUUUUUGAAGAGUGUUUUUUGCUUCUCUUCUUCAGUUUUAUUUGCUUGGCUCAUUAAUAUUUCUCUCUUGGGUUGGUUUGGGUUUGAUUCUUUAUAUUUUCUUACAGCACAAUGAAGAUUGAAGUGUCUUUGUAGUGAUUGAUGAUCAUAGAUUGUAAUGAAUUGUUAUACCCGAGACAGAUUUGGUGAUUGUGGGUGACAUAAAUUCUUUGAUUUGGAUUCUUCCAUUGUUGUGACUAUUUAAGAUCAUGUCUAGUUGUACAAUCAGAUCAUCAGAUGCUUUAUUUUCA